UUGGCACCGUAACUAGAGUAAUUCUCAACAACGGUGCCUCGUCAUCCUUGUGUACUGUGAGACACCAUCCGAGAUCAUUAUUAUUUAUUUAAUAAACAUACUAGCCAGUAUUGUGCUUGUGUGAGGCACGGACGUGGUCUCAAAUAGUCAUUAGUCAAAAAAUAGAAGAAGCUCUUGAUCAGUUCUUGACGAACGACAAAACCACCAAAGCAGAAGGAACGACUGUUCCUCGUAGCUGCUAGAUGCAUUUAGGAGCUAGCACAUUGUGAUUUAUCAAAGCCCAUUACUCGACUCCAAAUCACCCCAGUCUAAAGGACUUCAAUGGACUUUUUCUUUGAAGAAGCACCGGACUCAAAAUCCAACCACAACGAAGGACGUGAUAAGGACCCGCGGAUGUUACAAGUAGACAACGCAGAGGCCAGUUUGAGCAGGGAUGAUGACGUUGAAGAGAAUUGCAGCUCAAUCGACAUCAGCAGAAGAGUCCAGGAACUGGUUGAGAAGAUUCACGACCGCCGCACCAAUGACCAGAAAGAAAUUGAAAGCUUUCAGCAGAUUAUCAUGGAUAAGGUUACAGAGGUGUGCCAGCAAAUGAAGCAAGACAUGUACAAUGUCUAUGAAGAGAACAGCAGUGAGAUGCAGGGGAAGCUGCUGGAGUUGACCGAUGUGCUGGAAACAUGCACCAGGCUCCACACUGAGCUUCUGAAAGCCAGCCAUGUGCUGGCCAGCCUUCAAGAGGGCCUCACCGUCAGUCACACAGCAGAACCCAUCACAGAGUAGAUCAGAUUUAUGUUGACAGUGAUUUUUUUUUUUUUUUCCACUCAAGUUCUUUCUUCCUCCUUUCAG
Molecule: messenger RNA, 843 nt
Organism: Syngnathoides biaculeatus (alligator pipefish)
Lineage: Eukaryota; Metazoa; Chordata; Actinopteri; Syngnathiformes; Syngnathidae
Gene: syce2
Product: synaptonemal complex central element protein 2
Exons: 5
Coding region: 322-777 (151 amino acids)
Biological process (GO): synaptonemal complex assembly
Cellular component (GO): central element
Source: RefSeq, a predicted model, not a curated record